Molecule: messenger RNA, 738 nt
Organism: Talaromyces atroroseus
Lineage: Eukaryota; Fungi; Ascomycota; Eurotiomycetes; Eurotiales; Trichocomaceae
Exons: 1
Coding region: 1-738 (245 amino acids)
Molecular function (GO): protein N-terminal-serine acetyltransferase activity; protein-N-terminal-alanine acetyltransferase activity
Source: RefSeq, a predicted model, not a curated record
AUGCCAAGUGAGAACUCAGCGCGUCCACUGGGAUUCCCAGUCGCAGACCCAUCAGCUGCACCUCGUCCAGGCCGGGUCAUUCUCAAAGGUCGAACAGUGACUUUGGAACCACUCCAGGCCUCGCAUGCAGAGGAACUAUUUCCACUCAUCGGCGGCGAGGAGCAUCACUGGCUCUGGGAUUACAUGACCACCGGACCCCCAGCAGACAUUAAACAACUGCGGUGUUUAUUAGCCGGAUACGAGAAAUCAGAAGACCCCUUCUUUUGGACCAUCAAAGUUAAAGCGGCAAAAGACGAUGACUAUACACCGGUGGGAUACAUAAGUUUCUUAAACAUCGUUCCUGCGAACCGCUCCAUCGAAGUAGGCCAUGUCAUGUACUCCUCCGCCCUGCAGCGGACCACGCCUGCCACAGAAGUCUUCUACCUUUUGGCCCGCUAUGCGUUUCGUGACCUUGGCUAUCGGCGGCUGGAGUGGAAAUGUAACAACCUGAAUGAGCCAUCGAAAAAAGCUGCUCUUCGAUAUGGGUUUUCUUUUGAGGGUCUGUUCCGGCAUCAUCAGAUCGUCAGGGGCCGGAAUAGAGACACAGCGUGGUUUUCCACACUGCAUUGUGAGUGGGUUGGAGGGGAAGGGAAGAGAGGGUAUGAGGCAGCUUUUGAGCAAUGGUUAGACGCUGGUAACUUUGAUGAGCACGGGAAGCAGACGGCGAAGCUUGAGGAAUUUAUCAAAAAUGCGAAGUAG